This is a messenger RNA of Anguilla rostrata (American eel), 8544 nucleotides long. It is a transcript of the gene urb1, whose product is annotated as URB1 ribosome biogenesis homolog. Gene Ontology annotation, biological process: maturation of 5.8S rRNA from tricistronic rRNA transcript (SSU-rRNA, 5.8S rRNA, LSU-rRNA); maturation of LSU-rRNA from tricistronic rRNA transcript (SSU-rRNA, 5.8S rRNA, LSU-rRNA). The record is from RefSeq and is a predicted model, not a curated record. The transcript has 39 exons. Lineage: Eukaryota; Metazoa; Chordata; Actinopteri; Anguilliformes; Anguillidae. Bases 169 to 6972 code for a protein of 2267 amino acids. Gene Ontology annotation, cellular component: nucleolus.
UCAUACAAUUACACGGCAACAAUUUGAGACGGACACUCCUUGACGACAGCGCACACGUGUGUCUGGGAUAUGGGCAUGUUGAGUGCUGUGCUGCAGCUGCAUUGAACGCUGAUCGUAUAUGCUACAUCAAUUUUCACCUUUUCAUGUAGCCUAAUAAUAGCUAAAAUAAUGGCGAAAAAACGUGCAAAAGAAGACUCGGAGGAGUCUAGCACACCGGCAAAGAAAACAAAAGUAGUGGAAGUUGAAUUUAAUGGAACCGUUUUCAAAUCCAUGUUGAAAGACCCAACCAAAACCAUGAAGGGUCUGGAAACGUUCAUUUCGAUAGCAAAGAAAUUGCCAUGCCCAGACCUGUACGAUGUUGUCGAGGGGUAUAUUAAAGUUUCCAUGGAGUGUGCCGAAAUAUUCAAGUUGUUGGAGGGAGAAAAACACACGGAGAACGAAUUGAUGCUGGUCUUCCAGAGCUUGGAGAUGAUCCUGCUGCGGACUGCCACUGACCUCUCACACUUUAGCAUGGUGGGGUCCACCAUUGUUAAGAAAACGGUUACCAGCUUCAUGAAACUCUUGCAGUCGUCGCUGUAUUCAGAAAACCACAGAUUCGUCCGGCAGUGUCUUUGCUUCCUCUCGGCUAUGGUGUCUCAGGGCCCGGACACUGCAAGGGAAGUCUUCAGCCAGUUCCAGUUCAGUAAGGGUCUGUCCUCAUUGGCCAGGAGGAGAGACAAGAUGGGUAGACCUGAUGUCCGUAUGGCAUAUAUUCAGUUUGCACUUAGCUUCCUGGUAUCCGGGGACCAUGUCACUAUAGGACAAGUUCUUGAGAUGAAAGAUUUCCUGCCUGACAUUUUGUCCAGUGGACUGAAGGAAGACAGAAUUUCCAUUGUGAACCUUGUUUUGUCAACUCUGCAGACCAAAGUUGUGCAGAACAAGGCCAUCAGCAAGACGCAGAAAGUGAGAUUCUUUGGCCCUUCUGUUUUAGCUCAAAUCACAUCUCUGUACAAGUGGAACGGGAUUGUGGACGCAAGUCUAGAUGGCAGUCAGGUGGCCGAGAAUUCCGAGGAAGCCGGUAAGGUGGUGGUACGGGAACUCACGCACAAUUUCCUCAUCGAUUUGUGCUGCUCCCGGAAGUACGGGAUCAGUUUUUACGACCCCAGCUUUGGAACGGCCGGUCGGGCGGGGAACAUCGUCCUGCUGCAGUUCCUGGUGGGGCUGAAGCAGGCCACGGAGGACGAGCUCAUGGCCGAGCUGGUGGUGAGCGUUCUCAAGGGAAGCCCCGACCUCCUGCCCAGGUACUUCAAGGAGACGCAGUACUCCUUCACCCCACGCCUGAAAAGCGCUUGGCAGGAUAACGUCACCCUCCUCAAGAAGAUCUAUGAAGCUCAGCCGGAGGUUUCAAAGGCCUUCCAAACUGGGGAGUUCAUCCCUCUGCCUCGUCUGCUCACCAUGGUGAUGGUGACAUCACUUCCACCCGUCUGCAAUAAGGCCUUCUUCACACAGGGCCUCAAUAUGGGUAACGCAGUGGUUCAGCACACGACUCUCUCCCUGGUCUCCUUCAUCCUGAGGAGGGCCCAGAAGAACAUGGAGCACUGCCUGGACAGGGUCGUAUGGCAGAGCUCAGAGAUCUACACUCCCGCCAUGAUGGAGGACUUCGUACAGCAGUACCGGGAGGCCCUCAGCAAGAUCUUGCCAGACAUGACCAGCAUCGUGUCAAAAUGGCAGUCUCUGACAAAGAAGGGGAAGCCAGAGGAAGGGGCAACAAAGGGGAAGCCAGAGGAAGGGGCAACAAAGGGGAAGGAGGGGAGUGGCCAGGAAAAAGCAUCCAAGCCUCCUGAGUCUGGGCCCGAUGAUGCAGCUGCCAUCCUUUUCAAGGCCUUGAUUCUUCAGGUCAUCUGUCUCUACCAGAAGGUUGUCCCCCAUCUUGUCAGCCAGUGCACAUUUGACUUCAGCAAGCUCUUAAAAGGGAUUGUGUCAGAGAGGGGCAUUAAGGAGGAGGUUCCUCCGGUUCUCCAGCACCAGAUGCUGCAGCUGGCCCUGGACCUACCUGCCAGCAAGUUCUCUUGGUUCCGAGUUCAGGAUAUCGUGGACACAGAAGCUGCGGGCAGAGAGAAGUCGGUCUUCUACCUCCUGCUCAAGAUGUUUGUGAGCAGCAGUGAUGGCCGGCUGAAGACCUCCACAAGGAUGCUGGUCCUCAAAGUGCUCAAGGACAGCGGUGUAUUUGAGUACACCUGGCAGGAGCUGGAACUUUGGCUCAGCCAUCUGGCAAGACUGCUUCCCUCACAACAGGAAGCUGUCAUCCACUUCCUGGAAAGGGUGUUGGUGAGGCUGGUGUCCAGUCCCUACACGUACAUGGACAAGGCGGCGGGCGUGGUCCAGGACGCGGCCUACCUGCAGGCCUCGCUGAGCGGCCAGGAGGCGGACGCCGUCAGCAUCCCCGUCUCGCACAUCGAUGACGUGCUGGACAUGGUGGACGUGAUCAUGGAGGGCAGCGAGGGGGAGGUCGAGGACCUGGGGCCGUCCCUUAGUGAUGACCUCAUCACGCAGACCUUCCCCUUCAGCGCGGUGGUGCCCGCCAUCCUGGAGGCUCGGAACAACCUGCCCGCUAAUUUUAAAGAUGAGAAAGGUGUGGUGUACGAGUACCUGGCCUCCGUCCUCCUGGACGUCCUUCACUCUCAGAGAGACCCCCUCCCUCUCUGCCUGGCUCUGCAGCAGUACGACAAAGAGCUGGAUUCCUCGGAAAGUUCUGGAACUCCACACCCCUCUGUGGCAGAGUUCCAUCGCUACUACGCCCAGUGGCUGCCCCAGCAGUCCAGAGAGCAGCUGUUUAAAUCUUGUGAGUCAUCCUCGGCUGGGCCAGAGCCUGCGGUUUCCUUCACCACGGCGAUGCAGGCAGCCUACAGCCACGGAGCUGCUGGCCUGCUCCAGGAUUCCUUCAGGGAGAAGCUGGAGGAAGGCCUGGCCUCACUGGGGCUGUCCGAGUUCCCGGUGGCAGUCAAGCAAGUCCUGCUCUACGUCAAGACCACCGUGGACAACUUCAGCACAUUUUCCAAGGAGAUCGGUGUGCAGGUGCUGCAGGUUCUCAUGGAAGUGCUCAAGGCUUUAGUGAAUAAGCUUCAGAGCCUGGAGCAAGCGGUCGAACCCGUGGCCACAGAGCCUCAGGAGGGAUCGGAGCUCUUCCUGGAAGCGGACUCCGAACCUGGGGACGGCGUCAGCAAAGAUCAGGUGCUGCUGGCGGUGCUGGGCUCCAUCUUUAAGCACCCCACGCUGGAGCAGUGGUUCCUGGCUCGGGAGCUGGGGGCGUUCCCCGCUCACUCCCUGAACCCGGUGCGGCUGAAGCGUCUCUGCUUGGAGCUCAGCGAGCGCACCCUGGCCCUCCUCCAGCUCGCCGCCCCGCCCCUCAGAGCCCUGGACGGCCUGGGCCUCGUCUCCGCCUACCUGGCGGCCGUCGAGAGGGCGGUGCUGAAGGAGCUGGGGGAGGAGCCGGCGAGCGGGGCGGGGCCGAGGGAGUCCCUCCCGCUGAGGGGCCUGCUGGCGCUGCACGAGUGCAUGGAGGAGCCGGGCGUGAGGGCGGUGAUCUCCGCCGCGCUCCUCCUCCCCCAGGAGAGACUGGCGGUGGGCGUGGCCGGGGGGGUGGGCCCAGCGGAGCUGAGCGCGUACGGGCGGGCCGCGCUGACCGUGCUGACGGGGAGCGGCGGGCGGGCGUCACAUGACCGCGCCCUGCUCCUGUCCCAGGCUCACCUGCGUGGCCUGGCCACCCUGCUGACCUCCUGCGCCAGCCAGCCGCUGGAGGACUUCCUGCAGGGGGCGCUGUGCGCGGAGCCGGCCGCCGCCGCGCUGGUGCCCGCCGAGGCGCUGCUCCACUGCCUGCGCUGGCCCCGCCCCUCCGCGGUGGCCGUCGCCGCGGCGAUGCUGAGCAACUGCUCCACCCACCGGCUGCAGUUCGAGCACUGGUGUCUGGAGCCGCCCCACGUGGAGCAGCUCGCGGGGGAACUGAAUGCCUUUCUGCCCCUGCUGGGGGCCUACCUGACAGCCGCCAGCCAGGACGACCCCGCCCGACCCAAAGAUGUCCAAACGGCGGUGCUGAGGGCUCUAAGAGAGGCUCUGCUGACCCCGCUGUCCCGCUCGGCCCUCUCUGGGGACGCAGAGGACCCCCUCUCUCAGCGGGUGGACGUCCUGUCCCAGCUGAUCAGCCUGGCCGCCAGACCGAAGGACAUCGGGGAGCUAACGGACGGGCUGCCUGCUCUCCUCCGCACGGCCGACGGCUUCGAAAGGUGGAAACUGGUGGAGCCUAUCACAGACAAACUUGCCGGCUCCCCCGAGCAGCUGGCCUCAUGGACGAAGUCUCUGCCCACCGCUGCCCUCCGGUGGCUGAUCAGUGCCUACACCACCCACAAGGAGCAGGAGAAGGCGAUGAGACAGGAGGAGGAGAGCAUGCUGGGGAGAGUGAAGGAGCUGCUGGCUUGUCCACAGGACGUGACCCCGCAGGACUGGAACAGUUUUGUGAAGGCUGGGUUGAAGUAUCGCUAUAGAGACGCGACCUUCCUGGACACUCUGUGCGGCCUGCUGGAGGUGAUGUACUGCGGCGAUGACACCCCCAAAGGCCUGCUGCCGUUAGCAACCGUUCACAUGAUGACAACCAGCCACUCGCUGUUCCUGCCCUCCGUGCUGUGCUCGCAGGAAGAAGCUAACGAAAGCCCUCAGUCUAAAGAAGCCCUGGUGUCCCUCCUGCUGGCUCUGGUGAGGAAAUGCCCUGCAGUCUGCGACAGCGGCCAUUUUGUGCUUCUGCUGGGAGCUUACGGCGCUACUUUGUGUACUUCAGACCAGAAGCUGCUCCUGAUUCUGCUGGAGUACGAGAGAAACAAUAUCAGCUUGGCCGAGUUUCAGUCUGUGCUGUGGGGCCCAGCGGCAGUGGAGCACCACAAGGCCUGUAAAAGCCUGGGGAAAUCCCUGUGGCAGCAGCCCAGCUCUGAAGACCUGCUGGCCCUGCUGAGCUCCGACAGAAUGCUCAACACCGUGCGGCACUUCCCCCAGCAGCGCCGGAUCAUUCCGCAGGAGGCGAAAGAGCUCUUGUACAGAGAGGAAGGAGUCCAGGACCUGGGCAGCCUGUACGAUCCCUGCUUCCUCCUGCCCCUCUUCAGUAGCCUGCUUAGACCAGAGUCUGUGAUUGACUGCUACAAGUUUGUGUCGAGCCACGCCCUCGGGGUCACGGUGGCGGCUCUGAGCAGCUACGACCCCAAAGUGCGAGCGGCGGCCUAUCAGGUGCUGGGGUGCUUCCACCAUCACCUGGAGGGGGCGCGGUUCAGAGAGAAGAGACAGCUUCUCUAUUUGCUGGACACCGUGAAGAACGGCAUUCGGCAGCAGAACCUCCGUCUCCCGUUCCUGCUGGUGACGUACAUCGCAAAGGUGGCCCAGCAGAUGCUCAGACCCGAGGAGCACAUGUACAUGAUCGUCAACAAGUUCCUGCUGACCCAUCAGUAUCUGGACCUGAAGAAAGUUCCGGAAUUCUUCCGGCUCUUCUACAGCUUUGAUUUGGAGCACAAAGCGGAGCGCGAGUGGGCCGUGGACGUGCUGAGGGAGGGGCUGGCGGACCGGUACUGCUACGAGCUGUGCGACCGGCAGGGAAUAUUCCAGAUCCUGCUGAGCUUCUACAGCAGCCCGCUGUGUGACGAGUCCACACAGGCUCGCAUCAUGGAGGUGCUGCAGCAGGCUGGCCGCGUCAACAAAGCAGCCUAUGAGCUCAUAAAGGUCCACGGCCUUCUGACAUGGAUCCUGCAGGUCACAGAGAGGAGAUACCUGGAGAAUCGGGUUCUGUGUGCCGUCAUCGACCUGGUCCACGUGCUUUGGUUCACAAAUCUGGGGCAGAAAGAGAGCGGGGGGGUGGGGAACACCCCCUCGGAUGGAGAUGCCCCACAGGGCCCGGCUAAAUACCUCCCUCUCCCGCUCAUCAACGAGUUCCUGUGUGUGCUUUUGGCCUUCAUCAGACACUUACAGUCCGGUGUGAAGGCCCGUCAGCUGGCCCCCUUCCUGCGGACCCUCAGCUCGGUCCUCCAGCACCGCGGGUCGGCUCUGGCCGCCCACAGAGAGAUGGGCCGCGGGACCGUCCCGGACCGGGCCCUGUCCAGCACCGAGGGCCUGGCCCUGCUCCAGCACUGGAGCCAGCUGUCCCAUGAUGCUCCGCUUCAGUCGGCCCUGCAGGGUGUGGCAGAGAGGCACAGGGUCAAGGAGCUGCUCAGUAACGUGAAGGAAAGGGGGCGGAGUAAAGGUUCCUCCCUGAGGAGUCGCGCUCGGGCGGAGGCGCAGCCGGAGGAGGUGGGGGGCGAUGCGGAGCGGCAGGAGCAGGCCGCGCUGGAGGAGUGUGAACCCCACCUUAGGAGCAUCCUCACGCACUGGGAGUCCCUCCCCCCGCCUCCCAGCCCCGCCUCCGUCUCCCGUGGCGACCUCACCGCCGCCGCCGCCCACCUGCUGGUCGGGUGGACGCUCCGGUCCCUGGUGGGGGCGGGCCCGGACCCCGCGGGGACGCUGUCCUUCCUGCGCUGGGUGCGGGCGAACGUACUCCCGCACCAGGGCGCGGUGGAGGCGGUGCUCGCCGACGCCGCCGUGGCGCAGGACUUCCUGAGGCUGCUCCACCGGGCGCGCCGGGCCGGCGCGGAGACCGCCGAGCUGCUCACCGCCGUCAUGGUGGCCCUGCUGGAGGCCCGGGGCGCGCUCUCGGGGGACCUGCAUCGGGCCGUCCUCGCCGCCUGCCUGCCCGACCCGCCUCAGGACGACUCCAGCAGAGGCGCAGGGCUGCAGCUUCUGUCCGUGUACAUCCACGAGCUGUGGAGCGGGGCGGCGUCUCCCGAUCUGUUCCUGACCCACGUCAGGCUGGUCACAGGGGCCCGGGGCCCGGGGCCAAAGAAGGGGAAGUGCCCGGCAGGGGUCCGGAGAAUCUGCACGGACAUUUCCGCAGCCGUGGACUCCGCGCCGCGAAUGUCGCGCGUUUGAAGGUUACCAUGGACACCAAGUGUUUACACGGAGACUGAGAGAGAGAGAGAGAGGACAGCGUACAUUUUGCACCUGUGUCAGUCGAGGUUUUAAUAAUGUAAAGCAGGCAACUUAAACGUACCAUGUAAAACUGCCAGAGUUCAUUUCCCAAAAUGUAAAAGUAUUGAAUCGUCGUAAAAAAUACAGCCUAUUUUAAUAUGUAAACCUGCGUGCUCCGUUUCUGCUCAUUACUUCUAUACAAUAGGAUGCGCAAGUCUUGCUUCCAAACUGGCACAUUUUAUUGACAAACUUUGGUCUGAACUAUUUGGAUAAAUAUCUUUAAAUUGCUCUAGAGUUAUGGGACUGAAGUUGCCCUUGUUGCACCAACCCUUUCGACAUUCUUCCAGCGGUCACUAGAGAUCCUGACUUAAAGAAUCCAUCCGUGCAUUAUCAAAACACCAUUUUCAGUGUUUGUCUUCUUCUGGAUGACCCGGAGUACAUUACGUUCUUAGGAAAUUAAUUGCUGAAAUUCAUUUAGCUACAGGUGUUUUGAGAUACACAUCACAUGUCGUGUAAUAGUUCAAUGCAGAAAGUAGUGUCUGUUAGAGGAAAAUCUGUCAGGUAUCUCUUGUAUUAAGGCCUCAGACCUCUAAUCUUCACUUUCUGCACCUGUUAACUGUUCUGCACCCUAUUGGCCAUAUUCUUAAAACAUGCCCCACAUGCAGUAAUUUUGUCUCUAAAAGUUUGGUGUUUCAUACUUGCAUAAUUUUGAACUGGCAAAAAAAAACCUGGAUAGCCAUCGUUGUGGUUUUAGCUUUGAGGUUAGAGGUACAUUAUUUUGUUCACCUUGCAGCAUAAAGUCAUUUAAUGACUAACCAUUAGACAUAAAAAAAAGAGUAUUUUAAACAAGUGCAUAACCUGAAAUAUGUUGCAAACUUCUUUUAAAUGGAUUUUAGACCUUACAAUACAGAGAAGGGCUAUUUUAGCCGUGAACAGCAGAGGGCAGUAGUUGGAUAUAACCCCCAUUACCGAACAAUACGCUUACGCGUAGAGAAAUCUGACGCGAGUGUGUUUAGCCCGGAUCGAGAGUUUGCUUUAUAAAUGCGGGGUGAAGCGAAGCGUGACUCUGACUUCCUUGACAUCGCUGCUUCAUCCAGCUCUUCAGGUUCGCCCUUUUCUCUGGAACUACAUCGGUAUGAUCGCAACCCUGAUGGUGCGUGACGUUACUGGAUGUGGCUGGAUGCAUUAAUGCAUUAAUGAGUUCCAGAGAAUUCUAAUUGGAAUGUUAGCAUCCCAUGGGGAAAUAAUGUUAUGUUUAAUACUUAAGACAAAGCAUAAUGAUAUUUUCUGUGAUCUUUUGUGUUAAAGAAGGAUUAUUUCUUAUUCUUUCAUUGUUUUACACUUGAAUUCUUCCACUUCGAUGGUGAUUGAUGUUAUUUUUCUUUUUCUCUCAGUAAUGGGCCAGAUUAGUAUGGAAAUUAUUCUAGGCUGCAGUUAAUGUAGAAUUUUGAGAGCAAAAGACAGCAUUAUUGUCAUAUAGUAAAAAAAAAAUGUUUUUGUCUGCACUGAAAAUAAAUUUCUUAUUUCAAAUUA